AAAGUCUAUCAAUACAGUGAACAUUUGGAAAAACACCAGCAAAAAAAUUAAAUCGUAAACCUAAAACACAAACAGAAAUAUUGUGCGUACAAUUUCACAAAUAUCAGAGUUUAAAAUUCGUCCCCAUGUUGAAUUAACCUCCCCUGUAAAUGAGCUGUAAUUUGUUGUUGCUGUAUUUCAACACCUUCCGCCCCAAAGACGCAGCAGACGGCGACGUUUCCUCAUUCCAGGUAAAGUCCGUCUCCUUUGUGUGACUUCAUCCCGUCUGACCUUCAGUAUCUGUGAUGCUUAGCGGACAAAGAGGGAAGGAGUGGAGUCUCUUCAAGCAUAAAGCCGUUUGUUUCCAACAACAUCCAGUCUGUGCAUAGAGGCAUUGAUUCAGUCAACAUGUUGUCCUCUGUGCUGCUGCUGCUGCUGAUCAGCGGCUCACAGGCUGAUUAUUAUGGCUUCGUCUACAGCUACUCCACCAAAGACCUCCAGGCGGGUGGAUUCCCGACCGUGGCUCGCUACCUGUACAGCUUCAGCACGUGUGCAGAGGUUGAUGCUCAGGUUUGUGGGAACAGCUGCAGUUUUUCUGGGAUAAUCUUGAACAAAAUCCAGGAAAUCAGUGGCGAAUGGUGUCAGAAGGAAAGGCUGGUCACCAGUGUGAACAAUGGGAGCCAGCUGAGUCAGUUUGGGUUUUCCGGUGGAAACUGGACAGACAACAGGAACGGGAUUGUCUCGUUCAGAGUCCAAAUGCAGGAUGAGACAGCAAUCCGCUCCGAUACCGGCAGACCCAACACAUCUCCACUGACCACAGUCCUUCCUGUUCUCAGAGUUCCUUCCAACUGUCAGAGAAACAUCAGCUUGUUGGCAUUUGACCCAGACGGAGAUGAAAUAAGAUGCAGAGACGCACAAAAUGCAUCCGAGUGUGACGUCUGCACACCGGCACCUGUCCUCAACCUCUCAUCCUCGUGUGCUCUGAGCUUCAGCCCCACCAGCAGCAGUAAUGAAGGCUCGUACGCUGUGCAGCUCAUGAUGGAGGACGUUGCUGGACAGACCAUCACCUUGACUCAAGCAAACGGUGGAACGUCACAGAGGCACGCAGGAGACGUCCUCAACAAGAUACCCGUCCAGUUUGUUUUCAAAGUUGAUCCUGUUGCACCGUCCUGCUCUGAAGGCGUCUAUCUGCCCAGAUUCCUGCCUCCAACUCCAGACAACGGGGCAAAACUCAGCGCCUCUGUCAAUCAGACCCUGGAAAUCAGUGUCAGGGCCGAGGCAACGCAGUCUGAGAUCACCGACCUUCUGUUCAGCGGCCCACACAACGUGAYCAGGAGCGAAUCAGGGCCAGGAGCCUUCACCCUGACAUGGACGCCGUCUGACCUCGAAGGAGGACUGAGCCAUCCCAUCUGUUUCGUCGUCCGGGCAAAACCUUGA
This is a messenger RNA of Poecilia reticulata (guppy), 1416 nucleotides long. Lineage: Eukaryota; Metazoa; Chordata; Actinopteri; Cyprinodontiformes; Poeciliidae. The record is from RefSeq and is a predicted model, not a curated record.